UGCUGUCUAGUCGAUGGCGUUCUGCUUUUGAAAAUAUAUUGCUCGCUACGUCGCGCUGUCGCGCACUGCCGCGGCACUGUACCAGUGGUGCCGUGCUUGCAGCCGCAGCGAUGGAUUGCACAGCCGCGCAGCGGCCACCGUAUUGUGGAGAGUAUUGUGGAGCAGUGUUUGGCCAAUUUGGGUGCAGUGUGACUUCGUACUGCGAGCUUAAGCUCUCGAGGCCGUAAUGCUAGUGUCUUACUACGCUAGAGGAUUAUAGAAAGUGGAAUCACGCGCAGAUGCGCGUAAAUUGGCUCAUCUGUGCAACACAGGCCGCCGCAUUCGUGCGGACUCAACGACGGCCAGCGACUCACAGCACCAUGGCAGCCGCCGUCGCGUCGAACGACUGGAAAAUGAGCUGUGUGAGAUGCGGAGAAUUAAUGUGCCAGAAGGACACCUACGCGAAGAGUUGCAAAGCCACAGUCCUGCGAUGCGAGAAGGUCCAACCCCCACCCUCCAAAAAAAAAUCCAAAUCGAAACCCAAGGACGCGUACGACGUCGUCCUGAGCGACACGGUGCUGUUCCCGGAGGGCGGCGGCCAGCCCUUCGACCUCGGCGUCAUUGGAGACGCCGCGGUCACGCAAGUGACGAACGACGACGGCGUCGCCGUGCACCGUGUAUCAAAGCCAGUCGCCGUCGGCGACGAAGUAGACGUCGCACUCGACUGGGAGAGGAGGUGGGCCCACGCCACGCAGCACACGGCGCAGCACGUCGCGUCGGCCGUCUGCGAGGACUGGCUCGGCGCGCCUACUUUAUCCUGGCACCUGGGCGAGACCGACGCGACCGUGGAAUUGGGCAGCCCCUUCACCCCAGCUCACGUCCCGGAGCUCGAGGACCGCGUCAAUGCCCUGAUCAGAGACGAUAUACAAGUAGAGACGGAGUGGCAUUCGGCGAGCGACGUCAAGGACUGUAAAGUGCCGGGCCUGCGCGCGUCGUCUUGUUCAUUACCAGCGAGCGUGACGGGGCCCGUGCGCCUCGUUCGCAUUUCAAAUGAUGUCGACGUGAACCCCUGCUGCGGCACGCACGUGAGGAAUCUGGCCCACCUCCAGGCGUUUAAAGUAAUACGGACGGAGGCGAAGCGCGGCGGAAACACGCUAGUCUACUUCGUGGCGGGCCCGCGCCUGCUCGAGCGACUCGGCGCGUGUAUUGAAAGAGAGCGGCAGUGCGUCGAGACGCUGUGCACCGCCGCCGAGACCGUGCCCGAUCGCGUGCGGGACGUCGUGGACAAGUCCAAGGAGGCCUUGCAGCGGGAAAAGCGGCUCCAGAAGGAGGUCGUGGACUUGCUGGCGGACAAGCUCGCGUCAAUGCCCGGGCGCGUCGUCGCCGCGCCGAAGCGGGAUUCUACAAGGGACAUGGGCGAGAUCGGGAAGAUCCUCGCGGGCGCCUUUGACCAAAGGCGGCCGGACGCCGUCCUCGUGCAGACGUUCGGUUCAAAAAAUGACGGGGCGUUCUUGAUCUCGUCGGCGACGCCGGCGCUCGUCGAGGCGGCCAAGGGGUCUAUUUUAUCAGCGCUAGAAGGCCGAGGCGGCGGCAAGGGCGGCCGGGCGCAAGGGAAGUGCGCGGCCGUGAACAACGUGGCGGCGGCCGUCGCGGACGCGGCGAAGGCGCUCGAGGGCCUCGCGCUGGGCGCGGGGGAGUAAUUUUCCUGGAAAUCUACGACGCCACAUCAAUCGCGGACGCCCAGAAGGCGAUCGACGCGGGGUAGUAAAUAUACUGAGGAAAU
This is a messenger RNA of Pelagomonas calceolata, 1762 nucleotides long. NCBI's taxonomy places the organism in Eukaryota, Pelagophyceae, Pelagomonadales, Pelagomonadaceae. The record is from the annotation of a GenBank genome assembly.